Humulus lupulus (European hop) is the source of this 904-nucleotide messenger RNA. RefSeq lists its product as uncharacterized. The record is from RefSeq and is a predicted model, not a curated record. Lineage: Eukaryota; Viridiplantae; Streptophyta; Magnoliopsida; Rosales; Cannabaceae. Bases 166 to 639 code for a protein of 157 amino acids. The transcript is spliced from 5 exons.
ACAUACUAAGUUUGCCCGUAAAUAGAGUCAGUUGGCCCCCAAACAAACACAGAGACCGAAAACGAAACGAAACCCUCUCUCUCUCUCCGCUAAAUUUGAAUUUUUUUUCGAAUCUCAAAACGGGGUGUCGUUUUGACUUCCCCGUCCGUACAGGUACAGAUAGCCAUGGCCUUCCUCUCCUUCGUUGGUAGAGUUCUCUUCGUCUCCGUCUUCGUUCUCUCCGCUUGGCAAGAGUUCAAUGAUUUUGGUACUGAUGGUGGACCCGCGGCAAAAUCUUUGACACCAAAAUUCCAUGCUUUCUCUAGUCACCUGUCAACCCACACUGGGAUCAAAGCUCCAGAAGUUGAGAUUAAACACUUGGUGGCUGCAGCAAUUGCCUUGAAGGGCCUGGGGAGCCUUCUUUUCAUAUUUGGCAGCUCAUUUGGAGCCUAUUUACUGCUUCUUCAUCAGGCAAUCGUUACUCCCAUAUUGUAUGAUUUCUAUAACUAUGAUGUUGAGAAAAGAGAAUUCGCUCAACUUUUUCCCAAGUUUACUCAGAAUCUGGCGUUGUUUGGGGCUUUGCUCUUCUACAUAGGCAUAAAGAACUCCAUGCCAAGGCGGCAACUGAGGAAAAAGGCUCCUAAAGCAAAAACUACAUGAGAAGGAACACCUGAUGAUGAUUGAUUCAAGGGUUGGGUUUCUUGACUCUUGCCUGGAACAUCGCUCAGGAAUUACUUUUGUAUGCUUUAUAAUGUUAUGAAGAAUUUUUCUUUUUGAGAAAUAGGGAAAUCAGGGGAAAGAGGGCUCUUUUACUUGUUUUGAGGUGUGAUUCUGUUUCUUCACGAGCCAGUUUGUAGACACUGCAUUGAGUUUAGUUAAGUUCCAUGAUCCAUUGAUAUCAAAAUAGUACAUUUCUUCUGCUUGA